UCGAUUUCGAAUUUCAACGUGUUGUCGUCGAUUGUUCGUCCGCUCCGUUCGUUCGUUCGAUCGCUCUCUCCCAGUCAGUUUUCGCCGCGUUCGCCGCAGCAGCAACAACACAGAUACACUCGCCGUCGCCACCACGCCACGCCAGUAUAAAAAAAAACAAACAAACAAAAAGCAUAACACACAUAAAAACAUAACAUAACGAAAAACAAAAGAGUUGAGAGGAAACAAACCGAGGAGUAUCGAAGCGAAGAGAUAUAUCCAUGCAUAUAUCUCGGAUAUAUCCAAGUGCCAGUGCCCGAGAAUCUGUUUUUUUAUGGUGUUGCCAGUGCCAAAACAAAGUCCAAUCCAAACAAUAAACAUCGCAUAAAAACAAAAACACGCAAACGAAACCCCCUUUGGAAUACCGUAUACCGUAUUAAGAUAUAGAGUCUGGAUCCCGAUUUUGAUCUGUGCAUCUUGAUCCCUAAAACAAGUUGCCAUUUGGAAUAUAACUAAACGACGACGACGACGCCGCUUUUGCUUCUAGUUUUGUUUGUGUUUUUUUUUCGAUACAAUCAUCAACAACAGCGAAUACCAGCAGGGAUCUCAUAGCAUAUCCUUGAGCUAGAGCUAGGCACUAGCAAUCAUCCUUGGGGAUAAUACAGAUUUAUUCGGAAUACCGGCGGCGCUAAGACACAGCUUCACCGUGGCGCUGCAUUCCACCGAGGCCCUGAUGGCGGCGGGCUUCCUCAAGUCGGGGGAUCUGGGCCCCCAUCCGCACAGCUACGGCGGUCCACAUCCGCACCAUUCGGUGCCCCAUGGACCACUCCCGCCCGGCAUGCCGAUGCCCUCGCUGGGUCCCUUCGGCCUCCCCCAUGGACUGGAGGCCGUUGGGUUCUCCCAAGGUAUGUGGGGUGUAAACACAAGAAAACAGCGUCGCGAACGCACCACAUUCACACGCGCCCAGCUGGACGUUUUGGAGGCACUCUUUGGCAAGACACGUUACCCGGACAUCUUUAUGCGCGAAGAAGUGGCCCUCAAGAUCAAUCUGCCCGAAUCCAGAGUACAGGUAUGGUUCAAAAACCGGCGCGCCAAGUGCCGACAGCAGCUCCAGCAGCAGCAGCAGUCCAACAGCCUGAGCAGCUCGAAGAACUCCAGCGGCUCCAGCGGCAACAACGGCGGCAGCUGCAGUAGUUCAUCCAACAGCCGCAGCAACAACAAUGGCUCCCAGAGCGGUUCCGGCAACAGCAAGUCGGGCCAGAAGCAGAGCCACGCCCAGUCACAGUCCAGCCAGGGCCAGAGCGGCAGCGGUGGCGUAGGAGCAGGCGGUUCUUCCAGCGGCAGCAGCAACUCGGCGGCGGCGGCAGCGGCGGCUAAUGCAGCGGCAGCGGCAGCAACCCAAUCGCUCAAAUCGCAUCACAACUCUUUCCUGAGCGCCGCAGCAGCGGCGGCGGCCAACAGCAGCGGGAAUGGCGGAGGCGGAGGUGGAGGAGGUGGUGGCGGCAAUGGUGGAUCCACGCCCAACAGCAGCAGCAGCAGCAGCGGCGGCGGUGGCGGAGGAGGAGCAGGAAGUCACCUGUCAGCAGCAGCAGCGGCGGCCGCUUUGAAUGUAACGGCGGCACACCAGAACUCCUCGCCACUGCUGCCCACGCCGGCCACGUCAGUGAGUCCGGUAAGCAUUGUCUGCAAGAAGGAGCAUCUCUCCGGCGGCUAUGGCGGCGGCUCAGGUGUCGGCGGCAGCUCCGGCUCCUCGGGCGUGGGCGUUGGUGGCCUCAAUUUGGGCGGCGUUGGUGUUGGCGUCGGUGUGGGCGGUGUGGGUGUGUCACAGGAUCUGCUGCGUUCCCCAUACGAUCAGCUGAAGGAUGCCGGCGGCGAUAUUGGAGCCGGUGGAGUGCAUCAUCAUCACAGCAUCUACGGCUCAGCGGCGGGCGGCAGCAAUCCCCGGCUGCUCCAGCCCGGUGGCAACAUAACGCCCAUGGAUAGCAGCAGCAGCAUUACAACACCAUCGCCACCGAUUACCCCCAUGUCGCCACAAUCGGCGGCCGCAGCGGCGCAUGCCGCCCAGUCGGCCCAGUCCGCCCACCAUUCGGCCGCCCAUUCGGCGGCCUAUAUGUCCAACCACGAUUCGUACAACUUCUGGCACAACCAGUACCAGCAGUAUCCGAACAACUAUGCCCAGGCGCCCAGCUACUACUCCCAGAUGGAGUACUUUAGCAACCAGAAUCAGGUCAACUACAACAUGGGCCAUUCGGGCUAUACGGCCUCCAACUUUGGCCUGUCGCCGUCGCCGUCCUUUACUGGGACCGUAUCUGCGCAGGCCUUCUCCCAAAACAGCCUGGACUACAUGUCGCCGCAGGAUAAGUACGCGAACAUGGUGUAGAAUCUACUCCUGCAGUACUGCGGCGGCAGCACCACCAAUACCAAUACCAAUUCGGGGGGCAGCGGAGGCGAUAGCUCGCCGCUGCUGGAGCAGCAACAUCAU
This is a messenger RNA of Drosophila kikkawai, 2461 nucleotides long. RefSeq names its product ocelliless (gene oc). Gene Ontology annotation, cellular component: nucleus. Gene Ontology annotation, biological process: regulation of transcription by RNA polymerase II. Gene Ontology annotation, molecular function: DNA-binding transcription factor activity, RNA polymerase II-specific; RNA polymerase II cis-regulatory region sequence-specific DNA binding. The record is from RefSeq and is a predicted model, not a curated record. Lineage: Eukaryota; Metazoa; Arthropoda; Insecta; Diptera; Drosophilidae.